AGCAGAAAAUAAUACUGUACUAAUACUAUCAAAUAAAUAUCCCAAGCAAUCGAAUUCCAAAUUAGGAGGCCAUAAUAUUCUUGAAUGAAAGGUGUGAUUUUGCAGAGAUAUAAAGCUUCCACCUGAAAAGGAUAUACUAUGGCUAAAUUGUUGAGCAAUCCGUGUUGGAAUUCAUCAUCUUCAACCACAUUUUCUUGUUUCCACAAUGAGAGUUUGUGUAGUUCAAAAAGUAUGGCGAUUUCAGGCCAUUUCUCCAAGUGGGCUUCCAAGAGUUUCGCAAGAAUUCAGCUUAGAAGAAGCGAUUUUGAGCUAAGAUCAUCCAAUGGGUAUCCUCUUAAUGCCGUUUCUUUGCAAGAUGAGGGCUCAGUUGUCAAUCCCCUUGCUGAAGAGCCCAAUUUUUCUGAUUCAGCUGAGGGGGAUUAUACUCUAAGCAUCACAGUUGUUGGUGCAUCAGGCGAUCUUGCAAAGAAGAAGAUCUUUCCUGCUCUUUUUGCUCUCUAUUACGAGGAUUGGCUACCUGAGAAUUUUGUCAUUUUCGGGUAUUCUCGGACCAAGAUGAAUGAUGAGGAGUUGAGAAAUAUGAUCAGCAGAACCUUGACUUGCAGGAUUGAUCAGAGAGAAAACUGUGAUGACAAAAUGACACAGUUUCUAAAGAGGUGCUUUUACCAUUCAGGUCAGUACAAUUCGGAGGAACACUUCUCGGAAUUGGAUUGCAAACUGAAGGAAAAAGAGGGUGGUAGACUCUCGAAUAGGUUGUUUUAUUUAUCGAUUCCUCCAAACAUAUUUGUGGAUGUGGCCCGUUGUGCUAGCACCAGAGCUUCUUCAACAACUGGAUGGACAAGGGUGAUUGUAGAGAAGCCGUUUGGUCGGGACUCAGAGUCUUCUAGUGAGCUGACAAGAUGUCUAAAACAGUUUCUCAACGAGGACCAAAUAUUCCGAAUUGAUCAUUAUUUGGGCAAGGAGUUGGUUGAGAACCUAUCAGUGCUUCGUUUCUCAAAUCUUGUCUUUGAGCCUCUUUGGUCAAGAAACUACAUCCGCAACGUCCAGUUCAUAUUCUCGGAAGAUUUCGGAACAGAAGGACGGGGAGGCUACUUCGACAACUAUGGAAUAAUCCGAGACAUUAUGCAAAACCAUCUGCUGCAAAUAUUAGCAUUGUUUGCAAUGGAGACUCCUGUCAGUUUGGAUGCCGAAGACAUAAGGAACGAGAAGGUGAAAGUUCUGCGAUCAAUGAAGCAGUUGCUGCUCGAAAAUGUGGUUGUUGGCCAGUACAAGGGGCACAGCAAGGGUGGCAAAACGUACCUCGGGUAUACAGACGAUCCUACUGUACCAAAUAAUAGCGUUACUCCUACAUUUGCUGCUGCGGCCCUCUUUAUAAAUAAUGCUCGUUGGGAUGGCGUUCCGUUCCUCAUGAAAGCAGGCAAAGCCCUACACACGAGACGAGCCGAGAUUAGAGUUCAGUUCAGGCACGUUCCCGGUAAUCUGUACAAGCACACCUUUGGGACAGAUUUGGACUUGGCCACGAACGAGCUAGUGCUUCGUGUGCAGCCGGACGAGGCCAUAUAUUUGAAAGUCAAUAACAAGGUUCCCGGCCUUGAAAUGAGACUAGACCGCAGUGAUCUCAAUCUUCUCUAUAAAGCCAGGUACACGAGAGAGAUACCGGAUGCUUAUGAACGACUACUUCUAGACGCUAUAGCAGGGGAGCGAAGACUAUUCAUCAGGAGUGACGAGCUAGAUGCUGCAUGGGCUCUUUUCACGCCGUUACUGAAGGAACUGGAAGACAGGAAAAUUGCACCGGAGCUCUACCCGUACGGAAGCAGGGGACCUGUGGGAGCUCACUAUCUUGCAGCGAAGCACAACGUUCGUUGGGGAGAUCUUGCAGGUGAGGACUGAUGAACACAUCAUUCCAGAGUUUGUUGCUUCUCCGAUAUUACUCAUGUGAAUUCUUCAAAGUAUUUUAAUGUGAAAAUGUGAAAUUCUUGAUUCAUUUUUUACCACAAUAUGGUGAAUGUAUAAUGAUCUACAAAGUUGUGUGUUUUUUGCAAUUUAUUGAGAAGAAUUUCCCAA
Molecule: messenger RNA, 2064 nt
Organism: Salvia hispanica
Lineage: Eukaryota; Viridiplantae; Streptophyta; Magnoliopsida; Lamiales; Lamiaceae
Product: glucose-6-phosphate 1-dehydrogenase, chloroplastic-like
Biological process (GO): glucose metabolic process; pentose-phosphate shunt, oxidative branch
Cellular component (GO): chloroplast stroma
Molecular function (GO): glucose-6-phosphate dehydrogenase activity; NADP binding
Source: RefSeq, a predicted model, not a curated record